Conger conger (European conger) is the source of this 2176-nucleotide messenger RNA. It is a transcript of the gene chgb, whose product is annotated as chromogranin B. The record is from RefSeq and is a predicted model, not a curated record. Lineage: Eukaryota; Metazoa; Chordata; Actinopteri; Anguilliformes; Congridae. The coding region runs from base 185 to 1834 and encodes 549 amino acids. The transcript has 5 exons. Gene Ontology annotation, cellular component: secretory granule.
UCACCCUGCCCUUCUUAUAGCGGCGCAGAAUGAGCCAGCCUGCUCUCGCGCAUCGACCUGAGCAAGCGGCUCCCGCCCAGAGUCUCCGCGGGCGAGUUUCACAUCAACUUGCUCUGCGCGUUUCUGUUCGUUUCGUUUUAUUUUGUUCCUGAACGAGCAACACGACAUCCGCAUAUUUUCCAUUAUGAAACUUGCGUUUCUUGUUGCUUUGGCGGUAUCUUUCGUCGGAGAUAUUCUGUCCCUUCCUGCUGGAAUAGAGUCGAAGAGGGAGGACUUGGUGACGCGCUGCAUCGUCGAGGUCCUGUCCAAGGCACUGUCCAAACCCAGCGCAACGCCCGUGGACCCAGAAUGCAAAGACAUUCUGAAAUCAGGUGCGACCCAUGGAGUUGUGGAGAAGAAGAGCGAUGAAGAGGCGGUCCAGAACCAGGAGCCUGAGAAGGAGGCGGCAGAGGUCAAAGGGCAGGAAGAGGAACCCAGCCUUCGAGACCUGAACAAGGAGGAGGCCGAGAACAUCAACAAGCUCCUGAAGGCCGUGGAGGAGAAGCGUGCAGAUUUGGAGGAAAAACGUAAUCAUGGAGACAGCACCGAAGAAGAGGAGCAGCAGGAGGAAGAGGAGGACGUCUUGAAGCGAAGUCACCACAACACGCCAGUUCAGAGCACCAGGGAGGAGUCGGAGGGCGAGGAGGAGAGAGAGAAACGCAUCUGGGAACCCACUCACAGAUACCACCACAAGAAGCACCGGCGCAGUGGAGGCCCUUCAGAAGAGGAAUCAGAAGAAAUCUCCUCCGAAGAGAAAAGAUCUGAAUCUUCAGAAGAAAGCGAAGAGAGGGAGAAACGCAUCUGGAAACCCACUCACAGAUACCACCACAAGAAGCACAACAGACACACCAGGGAGCCUUCUGAGGAGGGGUCUGAAGAACUGAGCUCCAAAGAGAAGAGGUCAGAGUCUUCAGAGGAGAGUGAAGAGAGGGAGAAACGCUGGAAGCCCACUCACCGAUACCACCACAAGAAGCACAACAGACACACCAGGGAGCCUUCUGAGGAGGGGUCUGAAGAACUGAGCUCCGAGGAGAAGAGGUCUGAGUUCUCAGAGGAGAGUGAAGAGCGGGAGAAACGCUGGAAGCCCACUCACCGAUACCACCACAAGAAGCACCGGCGCAGUGGAGACUCAUCAGAGCAGGACGAGAGGGUUAGAUCAGCCCACACAGAGAAGAGCCACCAUCCCGCCGACAUCUUCCAGGAGGUCUUCAAACGGCACGGCUUGGAGGACGAGGAGGAGGAAGAGGCACAGCUGAGGUACCACCCGUCAACAAAGAGACACGAGGAGGAGGAAGAGCAGGAGGAGGAGGAGAGGAGGCGCCUCGACAAAAAAGGCAAACCUCGGCAGAACGAGGAGGACGAAGAGGAGGAAGAGGAGAAGGAGGCAGCGAUGAGGUACCUGCUGGCCAAGAAGAGGAGUGAGGAGGAGGAGGAGAUGGAGAAGAGGUCUCCCUGGGAGUACCGGGGCUACUACCACCCGGCGUGGUGGAAGCGGGCCACCCUGAGGGGAGCAGGGCCGGAGGUGGAGGACGAGAGGAGCUGGUGGGGCGAGAGGCUCCCCCACCGUCUGCCCGAGAAGCGGCCCUACCCCGCCAGCCAGAUGGACCAACUCGCCAAACUCCUCAACUACAAGAAGGCCGAGUUAGCCGGCCUGUCACCGCCCCAGGAGGAGAAGAGAACCCUACACCAGCGACCUCUCACCCCAGAGGAGGAGAAGGAGCUGGAGAACCUGGCAGCGAUGGACGUGGAGCUGCAGAAGAUUGCGGAGAAGAUCCACGAGACGCAGAAGGACUGAGAGGCGGGCUGCUACCGCCAACUGCCAUCUGACAUACUGAGCUGAUGUUCUUCAGCUGAACAUAAUAACAUUAAAAAAUAGUAUUUAUUGGGGGGGGGGGGAGCAUCGUUCCGGAUGCACUGGAGUAAACAUUUGUAUUUGUGCCAUUAAAUAAAAUAAAACAUAUUACACACACACACACACACACACACACUGGCAUGGGAAUUCUCUAUGGAAAAACAGGUGUUUUGCUUAUGCGUUUAACAUUUGAAUGAUUGUCUGUGUUCUUUACAGGUCAUUGUUUUUUUUCCGGGCAGUUGCCUUUGCAUCAAUAAAGAUUGUGAAUUAUUCUGGGACCAAAAA